Clarias gariepinus (North African catfish) is the source of this 27666-nucleotide messenger RNA. It is a transcript of the gene syne1a, whose product is annotated as spectrin repeat containing, nuclear envelope 1a. Gene Ontology annotation, cellular component: membrane. Lineage: Eukaryota; Metazoa; Chordata; Actinopteri; Siluriformes; Clariidae. The transcript has 146 exons. The record is from RefSeq and is a predicted model, not a curated record. Gene Ontology annotation, molecular function: protein binding.
AUGGCAUCUGCCCGGCACUAUGGACGAUCGGCCAGGGACAUCGCCAGCGUGAUGCAGAGGCUGCAGGACGAACAGGAAGCUGUACAGAAGCGGACUUUUACAAAAUGGAUCAACUCCCAUCUGGCAAAGCAUGACCCGCCCCUGGUGGUGACGGAUCUGUACGAGGACAUUAAGGAUGGCGUGAUGCUGUUAGCGCUCCUGGAAGUGUUGUCUGGGCAAAAACUGCCUUGUGAGCAGGGCCGCAAGCUCAGAAGGAUCCACUGGCUGGCCAACGUGGGAACGGCGCUGCACUUCCUCGAGGGCAGGAGGUCUGUGUACAGAGGAUCUCCGAUCAAACUGGUGAACAUCAACACCACGGACGUUGUAGACGGCAGACCCUCUAUCGUCCUGGGCUUGAUAUGGACCAUCAUAUUAUAUUUCCAGAUUGAGGAACUCACCAGCACACUACCGCCUCAGAACGUACAGACGAGCAGCACGUCUUCGGUAGACAGCUCCAACAGCACCGAGGCGACCAGCCCGCCUGUCAAACGCAAGCCCCGCCUCUCCUUCCAGGGCGGAGCCAAGAAGGCUCUUCUUAAAUGGGUGCAGAAAACCGCUACCAAGAGACUGGGUCUGGACGUCAGGGAUUUCGGUCCUAGCUGGCGUUCCGGUGUAGCGUUCCACGCCGUCAUCUUCGCUCUGCGUCCUCAGCUGGUGGACAUGGAGCGCGUCUGGAACCAACCCAACAGAGCCAACCUGGAGGAAGCGUUCUCAUUGGCUGAGAAGGAGCUAGGCAUCCCGCGGCUGCUCGACCCUGAGGACGUGGACGUUGAUAAACCAGAUGAAAAGUCCAUCAUGACCUACGUGGCUCAGUUCCUGAUGCAUCAUCCAGACUCUGCGGAGACGGACAGCAUCAGAAACGAGGAGGAGGUACAGUACGUCCAUUCCUUCUUACAUACUGUACAGUAGCACUAUCGUGAACAGAGGAACCUGCUGAGGGAGCUGAAGGUCUGGGCCGAUCAGUUGGACCGGGACUGUGCCGAGGCUCGGGCAGACACCGGAGAUCUCGGUCAGCAGUACCAGGUCUUUAAGCAUUACCAUGUGCAGUAUGAGAUGAGGAGGAGACAAGUGGAGUCCUGCAUUCAAUCCACUCAGAAGGACGGCAUGCUCACUUCAGACCAAGCUCUGGUUAAACAGGCCUGGGAGAGGCUAUCUGCUAGGCUCCUGGAGUGGCAUGUGCAGCUGGAUGGUGGGUUGCCAGAUCCUCUGGGCUCUGUAGGUGUGUGGCUGCAUCAGGCGGAGAAGAUCCUCCAAGAGGAACUGGUUCCUCAGGAGAGCCACGAGGAGACUGCCAAUGUCAUCCAUCGGACACGGCAGCUCCAUCAGGAGAUCUUGUGCCAGGUUGAAUCGCACCAGCAGACCUUUCAGCGUUACCACAGGGAGCGGAGCGUCGGCGGCGUUCCUGUACCUGCUGAGCAGCUCCAGGACAUGGAAGAGAGAUUAAACUACAUAGCUACCUCCUCGCACGUUCAUCUGAGCAAACUGGAAUACUGGGAGUCGAGGCAUCGCAUGCUGGACUUCCUGUCGCUGGGCGAAUCCAAGCUCAAAUCCUGGAUAAUUAAAUACGGACGGCGGGAAACAACCGAGCUUCUGCUCCAGAGCUACAUGUCAUUUGUCGAAGGCGGGAACUUCUUCCAAAACUACGACUCCCUCUAUGAGGCUUUGAAGCAGGCUGCUGUGCUUUACAUCAGCGCUGCCAUUUCAGUUGAGAAGAGAGUGAAGCGCUUCCUGAGAGACGUGGCCGAUCAGUGGAGGAGUCUGGCGGUGGAGGUGCGCAGCGUCAGGUCCAUGCUGGAGGAGGUGCAGGGGAACUGGGAGAAGUACAUCGGCUGCGUGGCGUCUCUGCAGGCCUGGCUGGAGGACGCUGAAGCUGCGCUCAGGCAGCCGGAGAACACUAAACGAGAGUUCUUCAGGACUCUUCCACACUGGAUGGAGACUCACGCCGGCAUGAACGCUGCAGGAAAUUUCCUCAUAGAGACGUGUGAUGAAGCGGUGGCUCGUGACCUGAAGCACCAGCUGCUGCUCCUCAACGGGAGAUGGAGAGAUUUAUUCAGUAGAGCCAAGCAGUACGCUCGCGUUCACGAGACUCACAGCGAGACCGAGCUGCAGGACGCCGUCAAGGCUCUGAGAGACUUUUUAGAAACUUCUAUAUCCAAACUCACCUCGCCUGUCCAGGUGUCUCUACCAGACGUCCGAAUGUUCAUGAGAAACGUUCAGGAGAUCAAGCACAGGCUUCCGGCGAUGGAGGUGAGAUAUAAAACAGCGGCCCGCACGGCUCAGCUCUGGACCAGAGACUCCAGCAGCGGGGAAGGAAAGCAAGUCCUCGCUACGAUGGCCGCCAUCAAAGGACAGCUGUACAAGAUGAAGGAGAAAUGUCCGCUGGUGCUGAGAGAGUGUCACACCGUGCUUCCCGUGUUAGAAGAGCUGGAGGGCCAGAUCUCAUCCUUCUAUCAGAUAGCUGAUCACGCAGGGCACAUUAUCGCCCAGCAGCACGACCAGCACAAAAACCAGGAGUUGCUGUCGCAGCAGCAGAGCUGUAAGCGGUGCGUGUGCGCGGUGGAGCGCAGUUACCUGGCCCUGCAGAGGGCGCUCUGCUGCACCAAGACUCUCUACAAUUUUGACGCGUCGCUCCUGCAGAACAGAGUCACCGAGCUUCAGACCACGGCCCAGGCCCUGAUGCAGGAGGCGUUGGAGUGGAGGAGGGUCGCCGAGGCUAACGGUAACCUGACACGCCGCUUCGAGGAGACGCGCGCCGAGCUGGAGAAGACGCUGAGGGUGGGCCAGGCGUGUCUGACGGAGAGAGGAGACCCCGCUGAGCUCUUCAGCAAACACAGCGACUUUUUCAGCCGACUGGACCAGCGAGUGUUGAACGCGUACCUGAAGGCGUGUGAUGACCUCACCGAUAUCUUACCCGAGGAGGAACAGCAGGGUCUGCAGGAGUCGGUCAGGCGGCUGCACAAACAGUGGAAGGACAUCCAGGCCGAGGCUCCGUCUCACCUGCUGAGGCUGAGAGUGGAGGCGGAGCGGCGCUUAGUGAUGACAUCACUGCAGGAGUGCAGGGCGGAGCUGCAGAGGGAGGAGAAGGCGCUCGCAACAGCCGGCAGCGAGCGAGUGCUCCGAGAACACAGGGCUUUUUUCAGGAACAAGAACCCUGUGUCUGCGUGCGAGAAGAGGAUGAGGACGAUGGAACAGUUUUGCCAGAAACUUCCAGAAAACGACCCGGUGCAAAAAGCGCUACUCGAGACCAGAGACGAUGUCUCAGCGGUUAAAGGUCAAGUGGAAAGCGCCCAUGUGAGACUUCAGGAGCAUCCAGACAAGUGGCGCGAGUGGCACCGCAGGUUCAGCGAGCUCUCAGACUGGAUCGCUUCCCAGCACGGAGACGGAGAGAACCUCGCCGUGCAGAGUGAGGUGCAGACGGCUCAGGAGGACGUCCUGUCCUGGCUCGUGGCUCGUCUGGAGGUGCUGGAGGACCUGAGCAGCGAGGCUGAAGCUGUGACGCGCAGAACGGAGCUGGACGAGCUCGCGCGCACCCUCGGCACCCUGCUGUCCUCUCAGGAUGAAGCGAUGUCUCUAGAUGGAAACAGCGAGAGAGGAGAGGAGGAGGAGGACGCGCUUCAGACGCAGGAACACAGCCGAAUCCUGAAUGCGGCGAGCGCAACCGAGGCCAGGCAGCUGCUUCUUAUUCACCAGCAGAAGCUGAAGUCGCAGCAGAAGAGGAGAGGGUGUCUGGGCGAGGAGAGCAGAGACGACUGCAGCUCGGCAGCACAAGAGAGAUAUCUACAGGCCACCGUGAGAGCGUGGCAGGAGUUUGAGCUGGACCGAGAGGCUGUGUGGCAGUUCGUGUGCGGUGUGACUCCUGUCCUGCAGCGAGAGUUUAUAUUCAGCAGCCUGGAAAACCUCAGGCAUCAGCGCGACCAAGCUCGGGAGCUUCAUUCACAGGCUGGCGUGUUUAUCGAGAAGACUGACUCUCUGAUUAAAAAGGCGUCUGAGAUUCGUUUGGGCUCGGAGAAUGAUGCCCUGCUGCGUGAUCAGGCCAGAGCCGCGCAGAGGAGAGUGCGGGACACGCGGGACGGCCUCGGCAAAAUGAUAUCAGUGCUCGGUGAGAUUCAGGCACGAUGGCAGCAUUUCAGCUGUGACUCAGAAGCGCUCUCCUCCUGGGUGUGUGAGAGAGAGAAGGAGCUGGAGGCUGUAGACGGCAACACUGCUGUCUUGGAACGACAGAUUCACACCGUGGAGGUGAUGGAGGCAGGUUUGGAGGAAAGGAAGGACGCCCUGAGUCAGUUAGAGGCGGAGUCCCGAGCUCUGACUCGUUUCAUGACUCCUGGAAAGGCGGAGCACGUUAAAGCUCGCUUAUUACAGACCAGCAGGUCGUGGGAGGAGCUUACAAACAGCGUGAAGCGACGAUGGGCGGAGCUUCAGAUCAGCUUCUCGCAUAAAGUGAAGUUAACCGAGGACAUGGAUGAGGUUAAACAUGUGCUUAAAGAUCUAGCAGAGAAGUUGGAUAAACCGGUUACGGGCUGCACAUCAACAUCGGGGACGUACCAAGCUCUCCACGAGCAUAUGGACACAUGGCAGGCUCUUAAGCUCCUGCAGCCCAGACUGGUGUCCCUGAGCCUGGGUUUAAGAAGAAUAUCUAACAGGGAGCAACUGGAGAAAGACGUCUCAGAGCUCCAGCAGACUCAUAUACAGUACACUAGUAAGGCUGCUAGGAAACAAGCCAGACUGGAGGACCUGUUGACUCGGUGGCAGCAGUAUGAAAGAGGACUCUCAGUUCUCCAAAGCUGGUUAGACAGUUCAGAGAACCUCUGUAAAUCUGACACGCCAUACCUGGUCAUGGAUAAAACCAAACUUCAUAGCCAGCUACAAACGCUACAGGACUUGCAGAGUGAGGUUCCCUCUCAGGAGUCUUUGCUGGAGAAGUUGGAGAACCAGGCCGAGUUUCUGUAUCCCACAGCCUCGGAGGAACGGGUGGGAGAACUGACAGAGCUUCACUGCAUCUUGGAGGAGAGGUGGUGCUCUCUCAGUGUGAGCAUACCUCUUAGGAUUCAAGAACUUCAGGCCCAUCUUUCUCGCCUUGAGCAGUUUAACCAGGUUCUAAUGACAUUCACUCAAUGGAGUGAAAACUUUCUCAGGCAGUUACGAACCAGAUCCAAAGUCACCAUCACUGACCUGACAUUGACUGGUACCCAAAUCAAGGAUGAUGAAGCUCUUCUUCAAAACCAAACUAAAGUAAAGGAGGAUCUAAAGAAGCACAUGGAGGGACUAAGUCCUUCUCUGGCUCCACUGGAUCUUCAGCGAUUGCAGACCAGGCAGGAAGACUGUCUCCAGCCUUUCUCAGAGGCUAGGAGUCUGCUACACAAUCGUUCUGAGUCUCUGGUUAAACUUGAGACCUUCCUGCUGACCUAUAGGUCGACCACCACUUCUCUCCAGACCCUGCAGAGAGCUGUAGGAGAGACGAACUGGGACGAAACCAAGGAUAGGAACGUGAACCAGGAACUAGAGCAGUUGUCACAGGAGUUAGCCACUGUGGAGGUACAGGCUAUAAGUCUGGACAGUAGUCUGAACAAGGCAUGUCUACAUCUACAUGGGAUUGACGGGGACAGGACGUCCUGCCGGGGGCUGGUGGAGGAUCUGGGAUCGGGAUUGCAGCAAAUUCAGAGGAGCAUGGGGACCAGGCAGAGCGAAGCUGAGGCACUAGGAGCCAUGAGGAGCUCCUUUGUUAAAAGAAAGGAGAUGCUUUUGAAGAGUUUAAAGGAGCUAGAGGAUAGAGCCAGAAAACCAUGGCUUCCAGAACCAAGCACACAGAACUUCCAGCAAAGACUGUGGAUGCUAAACCAGUUGGAGGAGGAACUCGAAGCUCUACAGCACAGUCAGCUGUGGUUAGGCGAGAAAGGCGAGCAGUUGGCUCACAGAGACCCUGAGAUGGUCGAGGAGGCCCGGCGAGAUGUGACCCUCGUCCAAACCAGUUGGGAGAAAAUUAAAGAUGUCAUCUCAGAAGAGCAGGAGCAGUGCAGAGUGCUGGUGGAGAUGUGUAAGGAUUACCACAGUCUGAGGUACAAACUCGGCUCAGUUGUUGAAAGAGCUCACGCUAUCACUGUCGCCCCGUCUGUCUGGCACAACCCCGAGGACAUCCGGAGAGCCUUGACUCGGCUGGAGGCGGUGAAGUCAGAGAUGGCAGGCGCUCAGGACGACCUCGAUUUGUUCAUCUGUAAAAGCAAAUCCUUCAUCAGUAAUCUAAGGACCUUCCCCGAUGACAUAACGGGCGCUGUCCGCGUCGAAAUGGACACCGUUGUGGACCAGUGGACGGACACAUCAGAGCGAAUCGAAAUCGAAGCGGGCCGUCUUUCAUCCGCUCUCGAGUUAUGGAACGAGAUUAACUCGAUCGUCAACGACGUCGAGUGUUGGAGCUCCACCUCGGUUAGCGAGCUGAGUGACGGACCUGUUAACCUCUUAUCCAGCUUCAACAUGGAGGACUGCCUCAGCCAGUUUAAGAUGGAGAUUGAGAGUAAAAAGGUGCUGAUGGAGACCCUGCAGGGAAAGCUUGCCAAGCUACAGGAAGUGACGAAGAAUCAGGAGGCUGACAUCGAGCUCCAGGCCAUGGCAGCUGAUCUGAGGAAGAAGAUCUUGCACGCUGAAGAGGUUCACGAGCAGGCCAGCUCCAUCCUGAGGGACUUCAGCUGUCAGAGCCGGCAACUCCAGGACGUGAUUUCCCAGAUGGCUGAACAACUGGACGGCGUCGAGAGCAGACUGUCAGAGCUAUCGCAGUCAUCUGACCCAGAAAAUAUGGCCAAGAUAAAGGAGCUCCAGAAGACUCUGAAGCAGGUCGACGAUGCUUUGGACGUGACAGCCGAGUCUCUCAGAGUGCUCUGUAGAGCUUACCCGGCUCAGCAGCUAACCGCUCUGGGUGAGAGCAUCACCAAGCUGGUGAAGAGGAGUGAAACGGCCGCUCAGAGUUCCAGCCGAAUCCUCCGGACUCUGCAGGAAACGCUUCUGCAUGGUUUCAACGAGCUCACACAGGAGUUCCACAGUUGGCUGUCGGAGCUGAGGGCGGGUACAGGCGAGCGCUCUGACCACGCAGGAGACGUUCCUGAGGUUUCCGCUCAGCUGCACAGGCUCAAGGUGUCUCUGGAGCGGCUCGGAGAGGGCGAGGAACGCCUGGCUAGACUUCAGGAAGAGGAAGAGAAGCUCCUGAGACACCUGUCUAAAUCUGCAGCCGGAGGAGUGCAGGAGCGCCUGGCGUCAUGUCAGCUGGCUCUGGAUGGAUUUACUGCGGCCUGCAGACAGAGAGUGCGGUGUUUAGAGGAGAGCGCCGCCCUGCAGGACGGGUUGGAGGUGUGUGUUGAUGAGUUGAGAGUCUGGCUGAGGCAGAUGGAGGAAAGCCUGCAGAAAGAGGCAACGCUGUGUGUGGCGAGCCAGCCAGGAGUGCCUGAUUGCUCCAUCCAGCUGAAGAGAGUGGAGGAAAUCCACAAAGAGCUACUCUCAAGAAGGCCGUCUCUGGAGCAUCUGUAUCAGGCCUCUCUUCCCCUGUCCGAGGUGAACAGCGUCCCCGCUGAGCUUCUCUCCUCCCAUCAGGCUCUGCUUCAGGAGGCCUGGACCCGAAUGCGCCACCUGCAGGAGUACCAGGCCUUCGGGGAGGCCCUGAAGGCGGUCGGGGACUGGCUGGAGGAGGUCAAAGGCAGGCUGGAGAAUCUGGAGAGCACAGAGGGGAGCAAAGAGGAGGUGGAGGAGAGACUGGAGCGAGUGCAGGAUAUCCUUUUAAUGAAGGGUGAGGGUGAGGUAAAACUGAAUAUGGCUGCCGGAAAGGGCGAACUUGUCUUAAAGACCAGCGGAGAUGCUGGACAGGAAGUGAUCCCUUCUAAGCUACAGGAAGUGGAAGACGCCUGGGCGGCGCUGCUCUUAAGGACUAUGAGCUGCCACAGCCGUCUGGAGUGGACCGUGAGUCAGUGGGGGCUGUUCGUGGAGUCUCAAGCUCAGCUCAGGACCUGGUUGGAGCAGGUGGAGUUCGAGGUUAAAGGUCCUCUGGAACCUCAGCUGGGACUCCGAGAAAAGAGGCAGCAGCUGGAUAGACUGUGUCUGCUCCUAGCUGACAUAGAGGACCACCAGGGGGCGCUGUGUUACUUAGAGGAGAGCGCCGCCGAGCUGUACAAGCGCACCGGAGAUCCGGCCUUCAAAGAAGAGGAGACUUCACAGCUCAGGGCGCAGUUUGAUGAUGUCAGAGCAGCUGCAGAGGAGAGAGUACGUCUUUCAGAAGGUGUCGUUUUCGAGCACGAGAAGUACAUGGCGACAGUGAGGGAGCUCACCGAUUGGCUGAUGUCCAAAGGGGAGGAGCUUCAGAGAUGCUCCGACCCGUCGGGUGACUCUGUCUCGGUCGAGAGGAAGCUGAUUAAAGUUCGGGAGCUGGUGGCGCAGGGAGCGCGCGAAGGACGCGAGCGUCUGCGGCGCGUGCGGCUGAGCGCGGAGAGCGCGUGCAGGCUGACGGCGGCGGCGGGCUGCGAGCUGAUGGACGGCGAGGUGCUGGCGCUGGCGCGCGCCCUGCGGCAGUGGGAGGGGCAGGCGCUGCGGGCGCGCGACACCCUGGAGUCCGCCGUCACCGCGGCCACGGGCGCCGAGCGCGAGCGGCGCCGCCUCGCCGAGCGGCUCGAGGAGGACACGGCGCGGCUCGAGCGGCAGCUGCGCGACUGGAGCGACGGGCUGAAGCGCUGCGAGAGGCGGAACAGCGGAGCCGAGGCGGUGCAGGGGUGGACCGUCGCCAAGGGCGUCCUGGAGGGCCUGCAAGCGGCUGAAGUCAUGGAGGAGAAGCUGAAGGCUCAACUCAACGAGCUGUCUGGGUUCCCCAGCGAUCUGGGCGCGCAGUCAGAGAGGGUCAGCGCUCUCAUCAAACUGCACAACAGUCUGAGUCUGCGAGCGGCUCGUGAGUGUCAGAAUAAGGAGAAGCUCCUGGAGCAGCGUUUCCGCACGUCCCUGCGUGAUUUCCGCCAGUGGCUGGUCAACGCCAGCAUCUCCACCGCUAAAUGCUUCGACUCUCCUCACAGCAUUCAGGACGCUUCCAGCAGCCUGCAGAGGAUCCAGGAGUUCCUGAGCGACAGCGAGCAAGGCCAGACCAGAUUAAACACCGUGCUGUCCCACGGGGAUCGUCUCGCCGCCGUGGUGUCCGCUGACAGAGUGGAGACGGUCAGGACCAAAGCCAACGCCGCCAGGGACGACUGGAGGAACCUGAUGGACAACCUGAAGCAGAGAGAGACCGUCUUACAGAGUCUUCAAUGUCAGAUGCAGGAGUUCGAGGCGAGUGUGGAGCCUCUUCAGGACUGGAUCAGCAGAACAGAGACGAGUGUACAGGAGAGCAGCGCUCGUCUUCAUGACCUCCCCGCCAAGAGACUGGAGCUGAGCAAACUGCAGUCGGUGUUGGAGGAGAUGGGCUCCAUGGAGUCCGAGCUGGGAGUGCUGAGAGAGAGAGCUCACAGCCUGUGGGAAGGUCAGGUGGCUGGGAAAGGCUUCGUGCACCGGGUCUGUCAGCUUGCUGCGCGCUACCUGGCCCUGAGCAACCGCACUAAGGAGAAGGUCUCCCGAGUGGAGCGCGUCGUAGGGGAGCACCAGCUUUUCUCGCAGGGCUUACAGGAACUUCAGAGCUGGGUUUCAGAAGCCCAGGAGAUCCUCGAGACCUGCCGAACUCCCACCGCUGACAAGAGUGUGCUGCUUACCAGGAUGAGCCAGCUCGAGGAGCUGCUGGCGGCGCGUCAGGAGCGAGAGAUCCAGCUGAAGAUGCUCAUCACCAGAGGAGAAGCGGUGCAGAGGAACACCUCAGCCGAGGGCGUACCUGUCGUCCGCAAACAGAUCCAGGACCUUAAAGACUCCUGGGACUCGCUUCUCUCCGCCUCUAUUCAGUGCAAAAGCCAGCUGGAAGGCGCGUUGUCUCACUGGACCAGCUAUCAGGAGGACGUGAGCCAGUUUGAGGGCUGGCUGGAACGAGUGGAGGAGAGUCUGGGGAGCUCGGAUAAACACUACACCGAGAUGAGGGAAAAGACGGCGAAUUUACGCCAGGCCAAGCUGCUUUACGAGGAAGUGUUGAGUCACUCGAGCCUGUUGGAGACCAUCGCGACCAAGGGCUCCAACAUUCCCGAGCACUCGGCCACUCAGCAGGAGGUCCACGAGCUCAGCGAGCAAUACGGAGCCAUCAAGGACAAAGCCAAGGCUGCUGUCAGGAAGGCGGAAGAGCUUGUCCUGGUCCAUCAGGAGUACCAGCGAGGUCUGCACAUGUUUGAGGACUGGCUGGAACAGGAGCAGAGCAACCUGGGACUGCUUUCACCCCUGGAUGGAGAUGUGCACACACUCGAGAAAACCCUGGCAGAACUACACAUGCUCCAGUCACGUUGCUCCGAGGGCCACGGCUUGCUAACGUCAGCUCUGUUGAGCCGGGAGCGGGUGAUCCCAUGGGGCGUCCCCCAGAUCGAGGACAGGGCGUUGGAGACGGCGCAGAGAGAGUGGCAGGCGUAUCAGGACAGGCUGGAGAACACUCGAGCUGGCCUGGAGCAGACGCUCGUCAGGCUGCAACAGCUGGAGGGACGAUUCCAGAGCCUGGACCAGUGGCUGGUGGACAUCGAGCUCAAGGUCGAGCUGAGGAGCCACAGACGCUCCGAUUGUGCUGCGAAAGAGCUCCAGCUCCAGCAGCUGAUGCGGUGGCAGGUGGAGGCGGUACAGAAGCAGUGUGAGAUGGAGACUCUGAGUGCUUUAGCUCAGCAGGUUGUUGAAGACGCCCACGUCAGCGCCCGAGUCAGCGCCCGGGUCACUCAGCUCACCACGCGCUACCACGCCCUCCUCCUGCGCACACAGGAGACGAUCCGUCAGCUCCAGGAGGAACUCAGGAGCGUGGGCGAGGCUCAGGACGCUCUCAGGACCUUCUCCGACUGGCUGAGCGCGACCACGGCGGGUUUUAAAGCAGCCAGCGAGAGCGAGCAGGCCCCGGACAGGACGUCUCUGGAGAAAAAGAUGAAAAGGCUGGAGUCUCUACAGCGUGACACGGACGAAGGCCACGCCCUGUUUAAGACCCUCCGUGAGAAAGCCGAGCAGGCCGUGUCCUUCCUGGAUGAAAGCGGGGCGUGUAAGCUGGAGGAGGAGGUGAAGGAGAGCCGAUCUCAGCUGGAAGAUCUCGCUCUGGCGUUACGAGCCGAGCACGGCGCUACGGAGAAGAGCACGAUGCUUUAUAAGGAGUUCCUGGAGCGUUAUAAGACGCAGCUGCAGUGGCUGAGAGAGACUCGCGCUCUGCUCGGAUCUUCUGCAGAACCCAAAGCUGAACUCUAUCAGAGGAAAGCCCAGCUGGCAAAGUACAAGGUGUUGGAGCAGUCGCUGCUGUCCCGAGACUCUGCUCUGUGUGCGAUGAUGGAGAAAGGGAAAACCCUGCUGUCUCUCCUCCAAUCUCCGUCCAUCACGGAGAACAUGGACAAGUUGCAGAGUGACUAUCGGGAGCUGUGUAACGCCGCUAGGACUCAGGUGCAGAAGCUGGAAGCUCACGUAAAGAAGCAGGAGGAGUACCACACCGAACUCCAGGAAGUGGAACGCUGGCUGUUGCAGAUGUCCAGCCGGAUGGUGACCCCAGACCCCACGCCGGGCGGCGGCCUGGAGGCAGCCGCGCAACAGCUGGCCAGACACAAGGCCAUCAUGGAGGAGAUCGCAGGCUUUGAGGAGCGUCUGGCGGGGCUGAAGGAGAGAGGGGACGAGCUGACGUCUGGCUGCUCCGAGCGCCUCCAGGCCCGCCUCCGCCAGCAGAUCCAGAGCCACCUGCAGGGAGCACGAGACAGCUACUCGGCCAUCUGCAGCACGGCGCAGCGCGUGUAUCAGAGUCUGGAUCGGGAGCUGCAGAGGCACGUUAGCCUGCGGGACACGCUGCAGCAGUGUCAGACCUGGCUGUUCAACAUACAAGAGGAACUGCAGCCACCUGCGCAAACUCCACGCUACCUGGAGGAGGCGCUGAUGCAGCUGAAGCAGGAGCGAGCUCUUCAGGAGCAGGCCAGUACGUACCUGCAGCUGAUCUGCUCCACGUGUGACCUGACGGACGAGAAGGUGCGGGAGACCGCCGCUGAGAUCCAGCAAGUCAAAAUUCAGAUUGAGGAAAGGAUGCUCGAAUCCCAAGAACUGGCAGACAGCUGGAGAGAAAUCGAAAGCUGCCGUUCGGAUCUCAAGGCACGUCUCCGAGAAGCCGAACACUUUCUGCAGAACAUGCUGAGAAGACCAGCAGAUCUCGAGCCAAAGGUCUCUCAGAAUCAGCUGGACCAGGCGCAGGACUUUAUCCAGGAGAUACAAGCCAGGCAGGCUGAUCUUACCAAUCUGAGAGAGAGCAUCGGUAGGCUUGUGCCAUCUCAGGACUCUCCAGAGCUGGUGGAAAUAGGUCGUCUGCGCAGAUCUUGGUUAGAGCUUGCAAAGCAGGCUGCAGAGCUGUUGGAGCAGAGAGAGGAGGAUCUCCAGAGGAGUGGGGACUAUCAAGAGUGUCUCAGCACGGCAGAAGAGCUGUUCGACCAGUUGUCCAAGGAAUGGGAUUAUUUGUCAAGGGCGGAUACGGAGAGCACCGCGGGGUGUUUGAAUUCCUUGAAGAAGCUCUCUAUAGAUCUUCAGGACCAGAGGUGUGUAUUAGAAGACUUGAGGGAUAACAAGAAUGCUAUCCUGUCACGCUUUAGUCUAGAAGACAAAGACCUUGUCAAGGAGCAGGUAGGUUACCUGGAGCAACGCUGGACCCAAAUGGAAAUGCAGGUUGAACAGAAGGUACAGGAUACUAUUCAAACCCUUGAAGACCUCAAUCAUUUAGAGGACCAGUUACGCGAAGCCCAAGAGUGGGCUGAGGUGCAGAGACCAUCUCUUUCUGACGUGCUGAAAACCAGCCCCCCUCCAGACCUUGCGCAGAGCUUUUUGUUUGACCAUUUGAGCUUUUGUGCAGAGCUGGAAGCCAAGCAGCAGCUCAUUAAUCAGUCCGUGUCUGAGGCUGACUGCCUUUAUUCUCAUCUAGGACUAAAUGAGAAAAAGAGGUUGCAGACCUUGGUGCAGAAUGUUCAAGCAGAGGUGGAAUCUCUUACCUCGAAGGCAGCUCACCACCGCAAAAGCCUUAGUAAAGCGUUUACCGAGCGGACACAGUUCCUCCAGGCCUUGGACAGGGCUGCUGGAUGGAUCAAACAAAAAGAGCAGAGGGUUCUUUCAGAUGAGCAUGUGGCCCUCUUGCCAGAUGAACUCUCCAAGCAGGUUUCUGUUUGCAAGAACAUAUGUAGCAGCCUGAAGGCAUAUCAAGUGGAACUGACCUCACUUUGGACGCAAGGAAGGAACCUGGUCAAGGAUACAACUGAGGAUGAGAAGGUGGAGACCCUUCAGAGGCUUGAGGAGCUUCAGGGAACUUUCGAUGCUUCCCUUCAAAGGUGCACACAUCAUUUGCAGUACCUGGAGAAAGCCCUGGUUAUUCGAAAAUACUUCAAAGUCGACCUGGAUAGAAUCUGCGAGUGGUUGAGGCAUGCCGAAGCAGCCACAUUCCCCAUAAUAGACCUCAACAGGAAUGAUGUCGAACUGCACAACCAGUUGGCCAAAUACCAGCAAAUUUUGGAUCAUACCUCAGCAUACGAGAACCUAUUACUUAUUGUUCAGAGGGCAGGACAGGAAAUCCUUCCCACCUUAAACGAGGUGGACCACUGCUACCUGGACGAGAAACUCAACGGCCUUCCGCAACAAUACAAUGCCAUUAUUUUGUCGACCAAAGAAAAACGAGACAGGAUACAACGCGUGACUCUGGAACGCAGGGAAUUGGAGUCCCUCGUCGAAAUGACACGCAAAGCCUUGGAGGAACUUCAGGAGCAGUGUGAUGCCUUAGAGAAUCAAUCAACUAGUGGAAGUCUUGAAGAAGGAGAAAGGUUGCACGGUGACUAUGAAGACAUCCAGGAAGGUCUUUCAAACCUUUUCGAGGCAAUGAAUAAGCUGAAGAGUAAAACGCAGGACUUCCACUGCACAGGACAGCCAUAUACACGUGAGGUCAUUGACCAGUUAGUAAGCCUUUAUAGCAGACUUAAUCAAACGACAAAGGUAAAAGUUAACCAACUCAACCGUACUUUGAAUGUAUUAAACGACUACAGGGCUACAAUCACAAAAAUGGACAGAGGCAUUAAUGGCGUCAAGGAGGAUACGGAUAAACUCAAUUCCGAGAAGCAAUUAGAUGCCAUGCAGAGAUUAUCCAAACUGCACACACUGGCCAAAGAGCUUGAAGAGAUUACUUCUUAUUCUGAAGAUUUAGAUGAACAGAUAGUGGAGUUCAGCCAGCACUUUGACCAUGAUAGCCUUCAGACUCAGGUUUCCAUGAAGGAGAUGCAGAUUCAGGCAUUAAAAUCAAGCAUUUCCAAGUGCAUAGAAGAAUGCGAACAGUGUACCAAGUCAUGUGUUGAGGGCGAGCCUAGCUUCCAGAUUGUGAUCAAAGAAACCUUGGUGUGGCUCAAGAUGGUUAGAGACGAUCUCAGAAGUUUGUUUACUCUUCAGAAAAUAGACGUUCAUGUUGUUCAGGAUGAGAUCAGAUCAGCGGUGGCACUUCAAAAGGAAGUGAAAUCUAGGCUUCAGUUACUGGAAAUGUUUCACCAAAACGAGAGACAAAGGUACAAGACUGCCAAACAGCCAUUUCCCAGUGAGAUGGAGACUUGUUUGAAGGAUAUUGCAGACUUGGAGAGUGAGCUUCAGCAAUCCCUCUCAGCCAAACAGAUGGCCCUGCAGUCAGCUCUAUCCUUGAUACAGUUGUACAAAAGUGCCUUGAAAUCUACUGGCAAGUGGUUCGAAGAUGCCGAUGCUGCCCUAAAACAGAAGAAUAAGGAACUUGAAUUGGAUGACCUUACAGAGAGACUCGAGGAGCUUAAACAGGUUUUGACUGAAGAACCAACCAUAAAGGAGGUGAUUCAGGAUAUUGAGAACAUUCUCCCUAAAAUUGAGGGCUUUGUUCAUUCGGAUGUUUUUAUGAAACUCAAAGAAGGCUAUGAGAACACCUGUCAAAAGAGUACUGAGCUCUUGAAGCAGCUGAGAUGUCACCAGGAAACCUUGAACAGAUGUCUAACUCAGUGGAAAUCAUUUAACGAAGAUAAAGAAAUGCUUAUAAAUGAACUGAGUGAAGUCGAGAAGAAACUGACUGGGUUCAACACGGCGAAGUCGAGCUCUCUUCAUGAGGCAGAGGACAAGCUUCGUUUUCACCGGGAUGUCGUGGUCCGACUGGAGUCUUGUCAGGAUAAACUGUCACACCUGAAAGAACAGUCAGAGCAGGUUGAUCUGAAGGCUGUGUCCGGUACCGCAGUUUCUCGAUCAGUCUGCGCACUAUCACAGCGAUGGACUCAGUUAACCGGGGUAGCUAAAGUACAGGAGAAGGCUCUUAAGGACACCGUGCAUGACUGGAGACGUUUCAUUGAGAAGCUGGAGAAGAUGCGGUCUGUGUCGGUGGACCUGCACAGCCGAGUUCCCGACAGCGUGGUGGAGAAAGCCGCCAGCACCGUGGCCCUACACAACCUGCUGGAGUAUCACGACUCCUUCAGCCGAGAGGUGGAGAGAGAGAACAGCGCCCUGACGCUGCUCAGACACCACGCCCUCCAUCUCCUCCUCCACUCUGAGACCACAGGGCUGAAGACAACCAGACUCGGAAAGCUGUCGGCCACGCCCCUUCAGCAACCGGCCACGCCCAUCAAUCAACAGACCUCUCCAAGCAAACAAUCAACAACGCCCAAUACACAGCCUGCCACGCCCAGCAACCACUUAAACACACCUAGCAAUCAAACAGCCACGCCCAGCAUGCAGCUAACCACGUCUAAUACACAGCCAACCACGCCCAGCAACCACUUAGACACACAUGGCAAUCAAACAGCCACGCUCAGCACACAGCAAACCACACCCAAUACACAGCCAACCACGCCCAACAACCACUUAGACACACAUGGCAAUCAAACAGCCACGCCCAGCACGCAGCAAACCACAUACAAUACACAGCCUGCCACGCCCAGCAACCACUUAGACACACCUAGCAAUCAAACAGCCACGCCCAGCACACAGCAAACCACACCCAAUACACAGCCUGCCACGCCCAGCAACCACUUAGACACACCCAGCAAUCAAACAGCCACGCCCAGCACACAGCUAACCACACCCAAUAUACAAUCGACUAUGUCUAUUACAGUGUCAGCUAUACCCAACAACCACUUUGAUACAUCCAGCAAUAAAACAGCCACACCCAGCACCGAGAUAAUGAUGCCCAGCAACAGCACAGAUCUGGCCAUCAAGAGCAAUCAAGAAGACACACCUAAAUACCAAACAAUCCCAGCGCAGAUCAACCAUCUGGCCACGCCCACCAAGCAGGCCAGUAACCCCAGCAGUGAAGAUACUUUCUGUUUGCUGGAGAUUCAGGCAAUGCAGGAGAAAUAUGAGAGCCUGCUACAGAAAGUGUGUGUGAGCCGGCAGCAGGUGCAGGUGGAGCUGCUGGAGCGAGAGGAGGUGGAGAGGGAGCUGGGGCUGGUUAAAGGCUGGAUCCAGGACACACAGGGCUUGUUACUCAGCCCUUCAGCCGACCUGGAAACCCUGCUCUCUGACCUGGAGACGGCUCAUGGCGGUGUUCAGUCUCAGAGGCAGGCUUUGGAGCAGAUUGCGGAUCGCCAGCAGAUGAAAUACAAAGACCUCCACGCCGCCGUUCCCUCUGAGAUCAGCACCCAGCUGGCACAGGUCACCCUGGCGCUGGGCUCUGCCGAGGACCAGGUGCAGAGCCGAGAGAGAGAAGUGCAGCACAGCAGAGACGUUAAAGAAGACUUUACCGCCAGACUGAAGGACAUCUCGGACAAAGUCAGCACCAUCUCCGUGAAACUGAAGCAGAAGAGUGUGGAUGUAGAAGAGGCCAAAGGGGAGACAGAGACUCUGCGUGAGGAGCUGGAGGACUGCUCUCACGCUCUCUCCGAGCUGGACGUGGCCAUGCAGGAGUUCGGGGAGCAGAACCCGCUCCUGGCCCGACAGCUGGGCGCCACCCUGAGCAAACUGACCGAGCUCCACUCCCAGACCAGCAGACUCGCCGAGGGAAGGAGCACGCGGCUUAAGAAGGCUGAGCAGCAUUUCGAGGAGUUUAACCGGAGACUGACCCUGGUUCUGAACUGGACAGAAAAAGCGGAGACUCUGGUUUCCGCUAACAUUGUGUGGAGCCCCGCCUCUAUGAUGCAGGAGCAAAUCAGAACUCAUCAGGCGCUGCUGCGGGAGUGGCGCAGGCUGCAGGGUGAGAUGGAGGCGGUGAAGGAGAGAGUGGGGCUGUUGGGAGAGGUGAUGCACACCCACGCUCUUCACCAGCAGGUGGCAGAGCUGAGCCGUCACGCCGAAGAGCUGCAGCAACGCGCCAAAACUCGCCUGCUGAAUCUGCAGGACGCUGCAAAGGACCUGAGCCGGCUGGAGAGCGAGGUGAAGAGCCUCCACCGUGCUAUAGAGAGAGUUCAGGAGACGCUGGCCUCGCCGGAGCUGGCUCGCCUCAGCCUCAGAGAACAGCUGCUCCAGAGACAGCACCUGCUGACGGAAAUGGAGGGCUUUAAGGUGCAGGUGCAGGCCGUACAGAAGUGCAUGAGCGCUCUGCAGCUGCCCGAGGACGCCGUGGCCAAGUUACCCCUGUGUGCCACUGCGCAGAGUCUACAGCAGGACAGCAGCCACCUCCAGCACACCACCAUCCAGCAGUGCAAUAUACUGCAGGAGGCCGUGGUGCAGUACGAGCAGUACGAACAGGAAGUGAAGAACCUUCAGAAGAUGAUCGAGGAAGCGCAGCGGGUUAUUCAGGACCGACCCGUCGCUACGGGCAACAUCCACGAGCUUCAGACGCAGAUUCAGCACCAUGAGGAGCUGGCCCAGAAGAUAAAAGGUUACCAGGAGCAGAUCGCAGCCCUGAACUCGAAGUGUAAGAUGCUGACGGUGAAGGCCAAGCACGCCACCAUGCUGCUGACGGUCAGCGAGGUAGGGGGGCUCUCGGACGGCCUGGAGGAGCUGGAGGAUGAGGAGGAGGAGAUGACCAAACACCCCGCAGCACACCCCUCGGUCGUCAUGAUGACCGCGGGCAGAUGUCACACUCUCCUGUCUCCUGUGACGGAGGAGUCGGGUGAGGAGGGCACCAACAGUGAGGUCUCCUCCCCUCCGGCCUGCAGAUCCCCCUCACCCGGGCCUAACGCUGACGUCUCCCUUAACCAGACUGCAGGAAGACCCCCAUUAAGUCGCGCCCCUCUACAGGAGCUGUAUGACCAGUCCAUGGAAUCCGCCGCCACGGCAAACCUGGAUGACCUACAGCGCUCGUGGGAAACGCUAAAGAAUGUGAUCAGUGAGAAGCAGAAGAGUCUGUACGAGGCUCUGGAGAGGCAGCAGCACUACCAGGAGUCUUUACAGUCCAUCUCCACCAAGAUGGAGUCCAUCGAGGCUUCACUCAACGAAGGGCUAGAAGCUGGAAAGAGUCCCGAGAGCCAGAUGGCAGCCCAUCAGGCGCUGAUGGAUGAGAUCCUGAUGCUUCAGGAUGAGAUCAGCGCUCUACAGGCGUGUUUCUCGGAGGAGCUCCAGCGGGACGAAGAAAACCCCGAACAGGACGCUGGCGACCAGCUGGCACUGCACUCCACCCUCACCGUGCUGGGAGAACGCAUGGCCACCAUCCGCAUGAAGGCCUCGGGCAAGCGCCAGCUCCUGGAGGAGCGGCUGAACGAGCAGCUCGAGGAGCAGAGACAGGAACAGGCCCUGCAGCGUUACCAUAGCGAGGCAGAGGAGCUCGAUCAUUGGCUGCUCAGCACGCGAGCGACACUUAGCUCCGCCCUCCAGCCGCAUCCGGAGGACAUGGACAUGGAAGAGCAGCUGAUCGACUGUCAGAACAUGCUGCUGGAGAUCGAGCAGAAGGUGCUGUGUCUGUCCGAGCUGUCCGUACACAGCGAGAGCCUCCUGCUGGAGGGAAAGGCCGGCAUGCGUGGAGACGCCGAGCAGCUCACGCUCAAACUGCACAGCCUCAAAGCCAGCCUGCUGGAGCUGCAGCGCAUCCUCCAGGACAAACACACACACAUCCAGGGUUCCUUGAUGGAGCAGGAGGAGAGUGAGCCAGACUCGUCUCUGUCUCAGAGCCCAAGCGUACUGGACUGGCUGAGUCAGGCUCGGUCCACUCGCAGCCAGCAGCACCAGGACACGGUGCAGAGACAACGGGAGUUAGAGGCACAGCUGGAGGAGCAGAGGAAGCUGAUGCAGUCUGUCGCCUGCCGAGGGGAGGAGAUCCUCUCACAGCAAACCACGCCCAAUGGAGAAAGUCACAGUGCUGCAGAUCUACCGGAUGCGGGUGAGAGCGCGAGCGAACAGGACUGUAUGAUAAUAAAGUGGGAAAAUCUGAACAAAGACCUGAACACCAAGCUGCAGCUUCUAGUGAACACCAUGCAGGACGAAGAGCUCAGCACGGUGUAUCAGAGGUCUCGAGUGUCCAGCCCAGGAAGUCUUUUCAGAGGGGAUCAGCUCACACCGGACGUUUUUUCCCCAAGUGCUUUAUUCGAGACUUUAAACCACAAAGAGGAGGAGCUAGCCGAGGCUGACGUUGACCCCGCCCACGCUCGGGAGAGGAACCUGUACAAGGUUGUGUGUUCAGCCUCCGCCUGGCUAGACACGGCAGAGAACAGUCUGCUCUCUGGCCCCGUGCUGCUGUCUGACGACUCGGAGGUUCAGCUGUGUCAUUUAGAGGGUUUGAAUAAGGAAGUGAAGAAUGUCAGAGAGGAGGUGUGUAAGUGUCAGGAGGUGAUGCAGGGAUGCGACGGAGGAGGCGACGACUUGAUCGAGGAUGUGCUGGACGGACUGGACGGGAGGCUCAGGUUGAUGGAUUCGCUGCUGGAGCAGGGAUGUGACAGCAUCAGAGACAGACUGCAGGAACACACGACGUUCCAGGCUGAACUGAGGCAGUUAUUCUCUGCGAUGUGCGACUCGAAGCAUCUGCUGCUGCAGAAGAUGUGCGGAGCUGCGGAUCGUCCGGCGUCCAAACAGCUGGAGACUCUGGCUGAAGCAGAGGACAGUCUGAGGGAGUUUGAGCAGAAGGUGUGUGAGAUGAGGACUAAAGGAGAAACGCUGCAGUCGGACCCAGUGACCACGCAGGAGCUGCUCAGACUGCAGGACGUGUAUGAGGAGCUGGUGGAGAUGGUGGGCUCGAGGCGGAGUGCUCUGAACCAGACACUGGUGUUGAAGGCUCAGUAUGGGAAGGCUUUACAGGAUCUGCAGGAGCUGGUGGACACGGCGCAGGACAAAAUGGCCGCCGAUCAGAAGACGACCGCGGGCUCCGUGCUCCAGGUCCAGAUCCUCCUGGACAAGCACAAGGAGUUUUUCCAGGGUCUGGAGGCCCACGUGGUGUUGACGCAGGCGUUCUUCAGGCAGGUCAGUGCGGUGAUGGUGCAGAGAGAGGCUCAGAUUCUGGAGCAGACCGUCGCUCAGGCCCAGACCGUCCUCAAGCAGGCGCACAGGAGAGGGGUGGAGCUCGAGGGCAUCCUGGAGGAGUGGAGCAGUUUUGUCGGAGAUUACCAGGCCCUGUACACGCAGCUGGAGGUGGUGGAGGGCAGCAUUCCGGCCGUGGGGCUGGUGGAGGAGACCGAGGAGAGACUGAGCGAGAGGAUCGCGCUCUACCAGUGUCUGAAGAGCUCCCUGGUGGAGCAGCAGCAGCAGCUCUAUCAGGUCCUGGAGGACGGGAAGAGACUGUUACUGCGCGUGUGCUGCUCGGAGCUCGAGGCUCAGCUCACACAGCUCGGGGAGCGCUGGCUCAGCAGCACCACCAAAAUCAGCAAAGAGCUGCAGCGCCUCGACUCCACACUCAAACACUGGACCAGGUACCAGAGCGACUCGGCGGAGCUGGGUCAGUGGCUGUCCUCGGCUCUGGACAGACUGGAGUUCUGGAGCACGCAGUCCGUAACCGUUCCUCAGGAGCUGGAGACGGUCCGAGACCACCUGCACGCGUUCCUGGAGUUCUCUAAAGAAGUGGACGCUAAAUCAUCCCUGCGCGCGUCUGUGCUGAGCCGCGGGAAUCAGCUGCUGAGGCUGAAGAAGGUGGACACGGCGGCGCUCCGGACUCACUUGGGCCAGGUGGAGACGCAGUGGGCGGAGCUUCUCACACGCAUCCCUGUGGUGCAGGAGAAACUCCAUCAGCUGCAGAUGGAGAAGCUGGCGUCCCGUCACGCCAUCACCGAGCUGAUGAGCUGGAUCUCCCUGAUGGAGAACGUCAUCCAGGAGGACCAGGACAAGAUCCUGGGGGCGGUGGGCUCAGAGGUGGUGCAGGCCUACAUCCAAAAAUACAAGGGUUUCGGGAUCGACCUGUCCUGUAAGCAGCUGACGGUGGACUUUGUGAACCAGUCGGUGCUGCAGAUGAGCAGUCAGGACGUGGAGGGGAAGCGCAGUGAUAAGACCGACUUUGCCGAGCGUCUGGGAGCCAUGAACCGGCGCUGGCAGAUUCUACAGGGACUCAUCACCGAGAAGAUCACCUUGUUGGAAAGUUUACUCGAGAGCUGGCUGGAGUAUGAAAACGGAGUCCAGACCCUGAAAACCUGGAUCAGCAUCCAGGAGGAGAAGCUGAAGAAGAAACCCAGGAUCGAGGACGUGGCCUCGGUGCAGAACCUGCUGAAAGACUGCCAGGAGCUGGAGGAGUUGGUGAAAGAGAAGGAGAAAGACCUGGAAAAAGUGGAGGAAAAGGGAUGCUCGCUCAUCCAGGGCAAGAAAGGAGAUGCUGCAGCUGUCGUCAUGGAAACGCUGAAAGGGCUAAACCAAGCUUGGACCAAUUUGGAUCAGAUGGUUGGCCAGGUGAAGGUCAGCCUGCGGGCCGCGCUGGAGCAGUGGAAUCUGUACAAGCGAGCGUCUGAGGAGAUCCAGGGCUACCUGAUGGAGGGACAGUACUCCAUCUCGCGUCUCAGGCUCCUCACCGGUUCUCCCGAGGCCGUCCUCGUGCAGGUGGAGAACCUGGAGAGUCUGCAGGAGGAGCUGGAGAAGCAGGAGAGCAGUCUGAAGAAGUUCGGCUCCCUCACAGAGCAGCUGCUGAAAGACUGUCACUGCACCGUGGCCGAGUCCCUCAACAGCACCCUCGCCGAGGUCAACCACAGGUGGAACUCAUUGCUGGAGCAGAUCUCAGAUCAGCUGAGGAGCAGUAAGAGUCUGCUGCAGCUGUGGCAGGGCUAUAAAGAGCUUCACGAGAGCAGCAGUAAGGAUGUACAGAGACUGGAAGAGAGGGCGGAGAGAUUACUCAAUAGCUCCGCCCACAGGGAUACAACGGAACAGGAAGUGCAGACCUGGAAUCAUGACUGUAACGACUUACUGAAGACCAGUGCCUCGGUCCAGGCCUCGCUGCAGCGGCUAACAGAUGUGGAGGAACAGCUGAGGCUGCAGGUGGAACCAUCAUCCAUGGCGACCUUCCACACAGACUACAUGUCACUCAUCCGUCGCCUAGCAACAGUGGGACACGCCCUCCGCAGGCAGCAGGCUCUGAUAGAGACGAGUGUGAAGGACUGCGAGGGCUUCAGGGAGGAGCUGCGGCGUCUGAGUCGGUGGCCUCAGGAGGCGCGGGAGGUGCUGAAGGAGUCUGAUCCGGCCGGGUCUGCGGAUCUGUCCUCGGUACAGGAACGCAUGGAGAAACUCAAGAUCCAGAUGCUGAACCUGAGUCGUCUGUCUCCUGAUCUGGAGCGGUUAAACAGUCUGGGAUACAGACUGGCUCUGAAUGAGCAGGAGAUCAAAAACCUUCAGGACCUGAACAGGAGCUGGGCGUCCACCUCAGCACAUAGCACGGAGAGGUUCAGUAAGCUGCAGGCAGUCAUGCUGCAGAGACAGACCUUCCUGGAGAAGUGUGAAACGUGGCUCAGCUUCCUCAACCAGACGGAGGAGAAGCUCGGCGCUGAGAUCUCGGGGAAUUACCAGAGCCUCUUAGAGCAGCAGAGAGAGCAUGAGCUGUUCCAGGCUGAGAUGUUCAGUCGACAACAGAUCCUCUGCUCCAUCAUUGGUGAUGGCCAUCAGCUCCUGAAUCAGGGACGAGUGGAAGACAGAGAGGAUUUUGGCCUGAAGUUGGCGCUGCUGAGUAACCAGUGGCAGGGUGUGGUGCGGAGAGCGCAGCAGAGGCGGGGCAUCAUCGACGCGUUGGUGUGUCAGUGGCAGCGCUACAUCGAACUCUCGGACAAACUCAGACACUGGCUGCAGGAGGCGGACCUGGAACCGGAGGAGGAACCGCAACAGCAGCAGCAUCGGGGACGAGUCACGGCGCUACAGCAGGCGCGAGGUGUUCUCGACCACAUACAGCUGAAGGAACGAGUGCUACAGAGGCAGCAAGGCAGCUACAUCUUAGCAGUGGAGGCGGGAAGGCAGCUCCUGCUCUCGGCCGACACCCAGGCAGAGGCGCUGCUGCAGGAGGAGCUGACGGAGCUGCAGGAGCGGUGGAGGAGCUCCAGCAUCCGUCUGGACCAGAGGAAGAAGGAGCUGCUCGUGCUGCUAAAGGACUGGGAGCAGUGCGAGAAAGGGAUUGCUGCGUCACACGAGAAGCUAAGAGCGUUUAAGAGGAAGCUCUCUCUGCCUCUACCCGAUCACCAUGAAGAGCUGCACAACGAGCAAAUCCGCUGCAAGGAGUUAGAGGGCAGCGCCGAGGGCUGGGCGGACGACGUCGCCGCUCUGUGUGUGCUCAGAGACUCGCUCUCGAGCUGCCUGGGCUCGGACGACCUCACCGUCCUACAGGAGAGACUGGAGCUGCUGCAGAGACAGUGGGAGGAGACGUGUCAUCAGCUGUCCGUGCGCAGGCAGCAGGUGAGUGAGAAGCUGAACGAGUGGGCGGUGUUUAACGAGAAGAAUAAGGAGCUGUGUGAGUGGCUGACUCAGAUGGAGAGUAAAGUGUCUCAGAAUGGAGACAUCAGCAUCGAGGAGAUGAUCGAGAAGCUCAGGAAGGACUAUCAGGAGGAGAUCUCAGUAGCGGAGGAGAAUAAGCAGCAGUUGGAGCUGAUGGGUGAGAGAUUGGCUCAGGCCAGCCAUGAGAGCAAAGCGGCCGAGAUCCAGUACAAGCUGAGUAAAGUCAACGAGCGCUGGCAGCACCUGCUCGACCUCAUCGCAGCCAGGGUGAAGAAGCUGAAGGAGACCCUGGUGGCGCUGCAGCAGCUGGAUAAGAACAUGAGCAGCCUGCGUUCGUGGCUUACACACAUCGAGACGGAACUGUCCCGGCCCAUCGUCUACGAGACCUGCGACGGCAACGAGAUCCAAAAGAAACUCAACCAGCAGCAGGAUUUGCAGCGGGACAUUGAGAAGCACAGCACGGGCGUGGCCUCAGUGCUGAACCUGUGCGAGGUGCUGCUGCACGACUGCGACGCCUGCGCAACCGAGACAGAGUGCGACUCCAUCCAGCAGGCCACACGCAGCCUGGACCGCCGCUGGAGGAACAUCUGCGCCGUGGCCAUGGAGCGCAGGCUCAAGAUUGAGGAGACGUGGAGGUUGUGGCAGAAGUUUCUGGAUGAUUAUUCACACUUUGAGGACUGGCUGAAGGCGUCGGAGAGAACCGCAGCUCUGCCCAACUCGUCUGGAGUGCUCUACACCGUCGCCAAGGAGGAGCUGAAGAAGUUCGAGGCAUUUCAGAGGCAGGUGCAGGAGUGUUUAACUCAGCUCGAGCUCAUCAACAAGCAGUACCGCAGACUGGCGCGUGAGAACCGCACAGACUCAUCCUGUCGCCUUCGCCAAAUGGUGCAUGAUGGGAACCAGCGCUGGGACACGCUGCAGAGGAGAGUGGCCGCCAUCCUGCGCAGGCUCAAGCACUUCAUCGGCCAGCGUGAGGAGUUUGAGACGGUGAGAGACGGGGUUCUGGUCUGGCUGACUGAGAUGGACCUGCAGCUCACCAACAUCGAGCACUUCUCCGAGUGUGACGUUCAGGUCAAAAUCAAACAGCUCCGGGCGUUCCAGCAGGAGAUCGAUCUGAACACGGGGAAGAUCGGGAGCGUGUUCAGUCAGGGUGAGGCUCUGAUGGAGAAGAGCGAGCCGAUGGACGCGGCGGUGAUCGAGGAGGAGCUGGACGAGCUGCAGAGGUACUGCAGGGAAGUGUUCGGCCGCGUCGACCGCUACUACAGGAAGCUAACGCGCCUGCCGCUGCCCGACGAUGAUUACGACGGUUCCGACCGGGAGCUCGACCUCGACGGCUCGAGUGACCUCUCUGACCUCCAGUGGGAGGAGGGGAACUCCUUACCCAGCACCGCCACCAACAGCAGGACCGCCUCCGUCAGCCCGGCACCGCUGCGCGCUAACUGCUCGGGUCGCGAGACUCCCGGCAGCGUGGACUCCAUCCCGUUAGAGUGGGACCACGACUACGACCUCGAGCCCAUGGGGCACACCGUAGUGUCAAAGAAAAAGGGGCGGGGCCAGGAGGACGAGGCCAUCGUAUGCAGCACUACCGCAGCUCUCAAAGACGUAGUGAUCCCCGAGAGUCCUGAGGCUUAUAUAAAACUGACAGAAAGCACUCUGAGGUCGUCCUCCGGUGACCUGGUGCAUAACGUCCUGGACACUUCGUACAGCGGUUAUAUGCGUCUGAUGGGAGACUGUCGAGGAAGCAUCAGCGCUCUGAAGAGAGCAGAGGGAGAGCUGGAGGAGGAAGAGAGCGACCUGGCCGGGUUAAACAACCCAGAGAACGCAGAAUUACAAAUCACAGGUGUGAUCGAGCGCUGGGAGCUGAUCCAGGCUCAGUCUCAUAACUCCAGUGAAGACCUGCUGCUAUGGCAACAGCUGACCUCUGACCUGGAGGCUAUGGAGGCGUGGCUUAGCCAGGCAGAGGAGGAGCUGGCUGAGCUGAAGGGGCGGGACUUAAGCACGGAUAUACAAGCCAUCGAUCAACGGAUCAGAAAACUCAAGGAUCUUCAGAAGGAGGUGGAUACCCAUAAGCCCACAGUGCUGUCCAUCAACCUGAGCAGCGUCAGGCUCGUCCAAUCGGAUGCGGAGGAGAGUGGGAAGCUGAGGAGGAGACUGAAGGAGAUGAACUCGCGCUGGGACCGGCUGGGUAAAGUCCUGCAGCAGAGGAGGGCAGCGCUACAGGACGCGCUAAUGCAGUGCCAGGAGUUCCACGAGCUGAGUCACGGCCUGCUGCUCUGGUUAGAGAACAUCGACCGGAGGAGGAACGAAAUCGUUCCCGUCGCACCGGGACUGGACCAUCACACACUCCGGUGCCACUACAGAGCGUUGGAGCAAAUCGAGCGGGAGUUGCGCGAGACGGAGCACAGCGUGAUCAGCCUGCAGGACCUCUCGGGGCAGCUGCUGGUGCAGGCGCAGGGCAGCGAGAGUCUGGAGGCGCAGGAGAGGGUGCACGUCAUCGGGAACCGCCUCCGCCUGCUGCUCAACGCCGUCACCUCCGACCUGCAGCUGCUGGAGAGACGCCUCCAGACCUCGGGGGACGCACACGUGCCAUCCGUCUGGUCUGCGGUGGAUGACGUGGACACGUCGGGAUCGGCCAGUCCGGUGUCUGUGGUCAGCGUGCCCGUCCAGCAUCACACGCUACGGAGCAAAUGUAAUGUGUCAGGAGCAGGAUCCUCAGCCAGCCUGCCGCGCCACAGGUCCCGCGGGGCUUCUGCGUGCGCUUCCUCUCGCUGUGGUUCCUCCGAGCCUCGCGGUGGCGCUGCUGCGGCUCGCUGCCAGCCCUUCCUGCUGCGGGUCCUGCGGUUAGCUCUGCCUCUGCAGCUCCUGCUGCUGCUCAUCGUGGGCUUGGCGUGUCUGGUGCCCAUCACUGAGGAGGACUACAGCUGCGCCAACCAGAACAACUUCGCCCACUCCUUCCACCCCAUGCUGCGCUACACCAACGGACCCCCGCCCAUCUGAGCGAGCCCCAGGAGGCGGGGCUAACCUUCUGACUCGAACUGACACAGACUGUCUAUCAUUAGCCAAAGCUGAAUAUGUGAAUAGUAUUACCCAUGUACAGGUAAACACCGCUGCUAUUUUUAUUUUGUAUUAUUAUUUUUUUGUCUUACUUUAAAUUAUUGAUCACAAUCAGAAGUGUGAGGACGAUCGGACCGUAAGCCGGAGCCUGAGAAGGAUCUUUCGGGGAAACCGGACAAUGAAGAAGUCAAUCAGACUUUAUAGCACUGACUCGAGCGUUUUUUAAGGUACCCGCACCUGAACCGGGCAGAGAAUAUGAUGUAUUUAUUUAAGUUUAUUGUUUGUUUUUGUAAUCUUUAAUCACGGCAUGCGGUUGACGCUUUUUUUUUUAACACUAAACAAUCACUGAUAGUUACUGGUCUGUAAGAGCUAAGCUUCUUUUUUUAAAUACUAGUAAAUGACAAGGUUGUUUUAAAAAAAAUGGAUAAAACCUCAAUCAUGAAAUUGUCAGUACUUAUUUAUGAGUGUACAGUUUACUAACACUGACAGUAAACAAGGCCUUUCUGAUUAAUAUAUACAAAUAACUCGUGUGUGUUUGUGUGCUUUAACACUCUUCACCCUUAAGAUUAAGAGUCCAUUAUUUGUCAAAGUGAAAUCAUUUAUUUUUUAGCAUAUUCAAAGGGAAGGGAGGGAACUGGACUUGGAGAACAGGGUCUGCUCGGAUACACAGCGCCCCCUGGAGGAGAUUGUGUUAAGUGCCGUACUCGAAGACUCAAGUUUACGACUUACGUUUUUAUUCCUCACCUAUACAUUUCUGCAGGGUCAUUAUUCCUCCCA